ACAGAGAUAGAGAGAGGGAAACCAAUAUGUGUAAAUGAGGGGUAUCAGGUAGAAAUGAAAACUUCUAAGUUAAAAGAAGGGCAAGGGGGUUGGUGUGGGUGAUGGAAAGCAGUGACUGCACUGCAUGCGCACACUAUUGUCAUUAUCGUUUAUAAAACUCCAAUCUGUAUUUCCUUUUCAAGACCAGCACAUAAGGAAAAAUAUCUAUAAUUCUUUUGGAGAAUAUAUAAUCCACUCAAGGCUGUGGCCUUUGGGGGGCUUUUAGUACUGAUGAGGCCGCUUGCUGGGAUGGAGCCGGGGAGAGGCCCAGGGGCUGUGUGGGGGUGGCUUCUCAUUCUCAUCGUCGGCUUAUGGGCAGUCGCCGAGGGGUUCCCGGAGAAGGAUCUGGUUGGGAGGCUUCCCGGCCAGCCGAAGGUCAGUUUCAGACAGUUUGCAGGUUAUGUCGAUGUCGACGUUGAUGCCGGGAGAAGCUUGUUUUACUACUUUGCUGAAGCUCAGCAAGAUCCACAUCUCAUGCCCCUCACUCUCUGGCUCAAUGGAGGUCCAGGUUGCUCCUCCGUUGGCGGGGGUGCCUUUACAGAGUUGGGUCCAUUUUAUCCUGAAGGUGAUGGUCGAGGCCUUCGAAGAAACUCCAUGUCCUGGAAUAAAGCCUCGAAUCUACUGUUUGUGGAGUCUCCUGCGGGGGUAGGAUGGUCAUACUCGAAUACAACUUCUGACUACACUUGUGGCGAUGCCUCCACUGCCAGGGACAUGCUUACCUUUAUGUUGAAAUGGUAUGACAAGUUUCCAGCUUUCAAAGAUAGGUCAUUUUUCCUUACAGGGGAAAGUUAUGCAGGCCAUUACAUCCCUCAACUAGCUGAUGCAAUACUGGACUACAACAUUCAGUCAAAGGGUUUCAAGUUCAAUAUGAAGGGAGUUGCAAUUGGGAACCCAUUACUUAAUCUGGACAGGGAUGCCCCAGCAACCUACGAAUUCUUUUGGUCUCACGGGAUGAUUUCGGAUGAAGUUGGGCUUGCAAUCAUGAGAGAUUGUGAUUUUGAUGAUUAUGUGUUGACAAACCCUCACAAUGUAAGCAAAUCGUGCGACGAAGCCAUGUCCGCAGCCAACAGCAUUGUGGGCGAGUACAUUAACAACUAUGAUGUUCUUUUGGAUGUCUGUUACCCCUCCAUUGUCCAGCAAGAGCUCAGAUUGAAGAAACUGGCAACUAAAAUAAGUAUGGGAGUUGAUGUUUGUAUGACCUAUGAAAGGCAUUUCUAUUUCAAUUUACCGGAAGUUCAAAAGGCUCUUCAUGCCAAUCGGACUAAUUUGCCCUAUGAAUGGUCCAUGUGCAGUGACAUAUUGAAUUACAAUUACGACGAUACAAACAUCAACAUGCUUCCCUUGCUGAAGAGAAUAGUCCAAAACCACAUCCCAGUUUGGAUCUUCAGUGGGGAUGAAGAUUCAGUGGUGCCACUGUUGGGGUCUAGGACGCUAGUCCGGGAGUUGGCUCAUGACCUUAAAUUGAAGGUCACAGUACCCUACGGAGCUUGGUUCCACAAGGGGCAGGUCGGCGGAUGGGCAAUCGAAUACGGCAAUAUUCUGACAUUUGCCACGGUCCGAGGGGCAUCCCAUAUGGUACCCUACGCCCAGCCCUCCAGAGCUCUCCAUUUGUUCUCUUCAUUUGUGAGAGGCAGGAGGCUCCCCAAUUCAACUCGCCCUUCUAUUCAUGAUUAACAACAAAAUCCAAAAGUCCAAACCCAAUUUCGUUGUGUUUGUUUUUAUAUAUGUUGCCUUGAUAUAAAUAACAUCAUAUUUAAAGAGUGGAAUGCAAGACUUUAUUAGAAUGGGGAAAACACACACCAUUCAUAUAUUUGCA
Momordica charantia (bitter melon) is the source of this 1855-nucleotide messenger RNA. RefSeq names its product serine carboxypeptidase-like 42. The record is from RefSeq and is a predicted model, not a curated record. Gene Ontology annotation, molecular function: serine-type carboxypeptidase activity. Lineage: Eukaryota; Viridiplantae; Streptophyta; Magnoliopsida; Cucurbitales; Cucurbitaceae. Gene Ontology annotation, biological process: proteolysis.